Molecule: messenger RNA, 2010 nt
Organism: Carya illinoinensis
Lineage: Eukaryota; Viridiplantae; Streptophyta; Magnoliopsida; Fagales; Juglandaceae
Product: transcription factor bHLH144-like
Exons: 4
Coding region: 1001-1708 (235 amino acids)
Molecular function (GO): protein dimerization activity
Source: RefSeq, a predicted model, not a curated record
GUCCUAUCUCCGUUCCUCAAACCACGUGAGCCCCACUGCCCACUUUCACGCGUGCUCGAUCCGACGGCCAAUAUGUUAUCCGCAUUAGGCGCAAACCAUUUCCGUAGCCCAAAACUCAAAUCCAACGGUUCCUGUUGUCCUGUUCGACUCCUCCCUGUCCGAACCAUAUAGCUCACAGCCCAUUAAAACCACAGCCCGGAAAUAAUUAAGCACAUCCAAACACUACCAGUACGACAGUACCCGCUCCUCUCUAGAACCCACACUCUCUAUCUCUCUCUCUCUCUCUCUCUCUCUCUCUCUUGCAGCCCUGCUCCGACUUUAAUCGAUAGAUCUUGAGCAUAAAUCGGGGGGAAGAGCUUCGGAGAAACCCUAGUCGAAGUUGGAGUUCGUUUUUCUUAUAUAACUGGAAGGAGAAAAAUAAAGAUGCCGUGGACUUCCUCUUCUGCGAAUUACGAACUGAACUGCGUUCGCUUGGUGGUGUUCUUUCGUGUCAUACUGUAGCUUUAUUUCGUCCGGGUGGUUUGUGAAGGAAUUUAUUAGCUAGCAUUCUUUUUUUAAUUUGAAACUGGUUGGAGAGAGAAUGUACAUUGGAGUUACCAUAAAAAGAUAUCGUGCAGUGAAAGAAGUUGGGCAGAUUAAAAUGAGUGUCAGGGUCAUCGCAUACUACCAAUUGAUACAAGCUUGCCAGGCUGAGUAUUUCCGUCAGUUGCUUAAACCUGUUACGUAGUCUUCUAUUUUCAAGUUCUGGGACACUGGGAUUUGGAUUGACUGCCUUUGAUUGGAUUCACACUAAAGAAGGCAGUGACAGAGAUGAAACAUUUGAUGAUGGCAACUGUUUGUUUGGAAAAACUGCCGGAAACGUCAACACUUUAAUCAACUAGUUAGUAUUCUCAUCACCUUAGGAACUUUCAUCCAAUCGAGGUUUGAAUAAUUGCAAGUGUAGAAGUGGGAACUCCAGCAUUUCUGCAGACUUUUAAUUACGUAGGAAAUAGGAUUAUCAAUGCAGGGUGACCAGCAAUUUUUCCGUCAAAAGGCUGUUCUCCCUCUACCAAAUCAAGUGGGGAACAGUUAUGUGCACACUCCAGUUGCACCUGCUUUUGGUGCACUGUUGAAUUCGAGUGCUAAGUACUCGACACCUUGUCAAGGUGUCGAAUUUCAACCUUCUGAGGUUUGCCCCAAGAAUUUUAUUAUCUUUGAUCAAACAGAUCACCGGAGCCAGAUUAUGUUCCAUCCUUGGAUUUCCAACAAAUGUAAUGCUCCUGGCACUGGUGCAACCUGCAUUGAAGUGAAAGAAGUUGAUUGCGUGGAAAGAGAAAUAUCAUUGCCACUGAAAGAGGAUUCAGAUGAUAUUGAUUUUUUGUUGAGUUUAGAAGAGGAUGGACAAGAAUAUGAUGACGAAGAGGUUAGCACAGCCCGAACUAGUGGAGAUCAUAGAAGCUCAUCUCCUGAUUCUGUCUCCAGCUAUUGUUCAAAACCAAAGAAAAAUAGAUUUUCUUCUUCUAUUCAGAAGUCCUCGAGCAGUAGUGACAGCUGCAACAAUGAAAGGAAACGGCAGAAAAUGAAGAAGAUGGUGAGGGCAUUGAGAGGGAUAGUACCUGGUGGCAAUCAAAUGAAUACUGCUGCUGUGCUAGAUGAAGCCGUUAGGUACCUCAAGUCUCUCAAGGUUGAAGUACAGAAGCUUGGAGUUGAGGAUUCAAAUGAUGUCUAAAGUUUAAAAGCCGUGGUAAGGAUGACUGAACCCUCGUUCUUGUUCUCUCUCAUUAAGUUUAUGUGUUAUUUAGGUCUCCACCCGUACCCUCGCACGCAUGUUCUCUCUCGAUUGCAACAAGAUGGCAUUAGGGGAAUAAUCAUUGCCGUUGUCAGUGAGACUCACUGUUGUGUAAGAAAACCAAUUUAUACUUGUAUUAAUGGAGUCUGCUCCACAAACAGUGACUUGCGUGUUUGAACUAUUAGUUUCUACUAUGACCUCUGCUUUAUAGUAAUUGAAGGGACAGCCACCACUUCGAUCUA